This is a messenger RNA of Clupea harengus (Atlantic herring), 14418 nucleotides long. RefSeq names its product trinucleotide repeat containing adaptor 6C1 (gene tnrc6c1). The record is from RefSeq and is a predicted model, not a curated record. Gene Ontology annotation, cellular component: P-body; nucleoplasm. Lineage: Eukaryota; Metazoa; Chordata; Actinopteri; Clupeiformes; Clupeidae. Gene Ontology annotation, biological process: miRNA-mediated post-transcriptional gene silencing; positive regulation of nuclear-transcribed mRNA poly(A) tail shortening. Gene Ontology annotation, molecular function: protein binding; RNA binding.
GAAAUCGUGCCCCCUCUUGGUGAUAAAACGUUUUUCUCAUUAACAGUAAAUACCAGGCUACUUUGCACUUACGCUUCAUUUGGAAAGCUGAUUAUUUGUAAGAGUGUUUGCCCUUUUUUCGUAGAGUAAGAUGGUUGCUCAGGAAGCUUAUAUUCAGUAGCAAGGUUGUGUGUGUCUGUGUAUGAACCUGUGAGUUGAACCGUGCUUUAAAAAGUGUGUCUGUGAGUGUGUGCUGGAGGGGGGAGGGGGUUGUUAUGGAAACGAAAAGGCGGAGCAGUGAGUCUUUUUUUAGAGGGCCAGUUUGUUUGUAAGUGGAGGCCAUGUGACGUUAGGGAAUGGGGUACUUCCUGUUUUACUUCAGUCAGACGUGCACUGCACUGCUUGUUGUCAGUUACAACAAAAUGGCUGCUGGAGCACUGCGUAAGAGAAUCCACUAAAUGCUUCAUGACAACAAUUCAACGAACAACAUUUUUCAUGGAUAUCUGGGAAUUUCUUUAGUCUUCAUGCAUUGGACAUUGCAAGCAAUUGCUGUACUGGAUGCAUUUUCAAAGUGAUCGCUUUGCAUACUGAUAAAAAAAAAAAAAAAAAAAAAUCCUUUUUGCACUUUAAAACCGUGCAUCGACUUUCUCGAUGUGAAUACGUCAAAAAGCUCAAUCUGCCUGUUACUGUGUAGCUAGUUGGAUAGCUACAGAGGCGAUGCCGAAAUGCUUUAGCUGGCUAAUAUUUAUGGCUUGCUGAAAUAAACAGCGGUUAGUCGAUCGUCGGAGCAUUCCCUCUGUUUGCACUGGUGUUUUGUUGUUUUAGUGUCCUGAGCGAGGGAUAAAAAUAAACCUACAUAUUUGGAAGCGGAUUCCUUUACUGGAGAGCAAAGCAACGGUCAACAUUGUCUUUUCAAAGCGGUGCGACCCUUACAGUGAGAAAUUCAUUGCACUGCAUUCAAGCGACCGAAUUGAUCUGUCAUUACGGGUAUCAAAAGCAGAGCUUCUUUUUUCUUCAGUGCGAUGAAUGCAUCAAAUUGAACCUUUAGCUGCCACAGCUCAACGCCCAAUAUAAGCCAAGAGCAGAAGCAGGGAACACGAAUAGAGAACCAUUUGAUGGAAGAAAAGAAAAAGAAAAAGCAAGAAGAAAAGAAAAAGAAGGACGCCGCUCAGAAAAAGGCUGCUGAACAGAAAACCAAAGUGCCAGAGUCUGCCAAGCCCGGCCCUGCCCCUCUCCCCCCCACCAGCCCUCCCGGGCCCCCCAGCAGCGGCAGCAGUGGCAAUGGCAAGCGUGCUCCUUCCUCAUCCUCCUCCUCCUCCUCCUCCUCCUGCACCUCUAGCGCUCCCCAGACGCAGCAGCAGCAGCAGACGGCAGGUCCGCGUUACCCGCCCCGUGAGGUGCCCCCGCGUUUCCGACAGCACGAGCACAAGCAGCUUCUGAAGAGGGGCCAGCCUCUGCCCCCCGGCACCCUGCCUCUAGCCCAGGCACCGGCUCCGCCACCUGCCCAGCAGCCCUCCUCGGCCCCCGGCUCGGCCUGCUCCACCUCACCCAACCCCGUGCAGACACCAGCAGCCUCCAGCAAAGCCCAGCCAGAGCUCCCUCCACAGACUGCUCAGGGGGCCCAGUAUGAGAAUCCCCAUUGGGGACACCUUCACACCAAUCGCAGUGCCACUGCCACCAACAACACCCUCAAUCCCAGCAGCAGCAGUGGAGGAGGAGGAGGAGGAGGAGGAGGAGGAAGCGGCUGGGAUCAACUAACUAUCAACAAGAGUGACGCAGAGGUGUGGCCUUCAAUUUCCCACCGUGAGAGCCACCCCUCCGCAGGAUGCCCCGCCUCUUCUGACUGUGUUUCCGAGAGCAGCAGCGGCGGCGGCAGCAGCAGCACAAGCAUGGCCUCUGGGCCCGCCCACACGGGCCACUUCUCAGUCAAUCACCCCAUCGGCAAAGCCGGCACCUGCCACUCAGGUGGAGCGCUCUCUGGCCAGGGCGGAGCCAACCGGGGCUGGGGCACCAACCCCAACCAAGGACCCUGCUCUGAAGGGAAGGGCGACGGCGGCAUGCCAAUUGGAGGGAGGGCCCAGCCCUGGGGCUCCUCCGGCUUUAACUUGAACCUGAACCCCAGCGCCAACCCCUCAGCCUGGCCCGUCCUGGGCCACGAGGGGCCUGGCCCGGGGGAUGGCAGCUCUGGAGGAGAAGGCACUAACCCGUCUCCUGUCCACAACCUCUGCAGCCCCUCAUGUGUGACCCCCAAUCAGGGUGCAAGCGGGAACCCUGCCUCGGGAUCCAGCGCCUGGGGCAGCAUGAUGCCCUCUGAGGCCCCGGAGUCGCACCACCACUCCCCGUCCACGAAUGUGUCUUUCAGCUCCUCAGAACCUCAGAACCUUAACACUGACGGACCAAAUCACACUAAGCAGCUGGAGGCUCCCAGCCCCAUCCAUGGCCUGCCCGCAUGGGGCACCGGCUCCGUUGGCCAGCCUCAAUCUGGCGGAGCCUCCCAGAUCAACGGAGAAGACGGCUCCGUCUGGGGUAAUGGACACUCCAAAUCAGCCUCUUCUAAGGACUCUGGAUGGGAUUCUGGAGCUGGCUGGGGUCAUGGAAGAAGCUCGACAACCAGUGGUGCCACAGGUGGCUGGGGGCAACCCUCGAGCGGAGACUGGGGCAAGCCCCCCGCCGAGGCCAAAGGCUGGGAGGUCAGUUCUCCAUCGCAGGAGCAACUGAGUGGUUGGGGCCAAGGGGGGACUACGCCGGCCAGCGAGGGUAGCGUUGAGAGCCAGGAGAUGCAGCUUUCUCACAGGGAUCACUUGUCAAGGAAAGAGCCUGUCCCAGUGGUGCCUGCCCAGGACAUGGACCCAAGGGUGCUGUGUAACACGGGCUGGGGACAGACUCCAGUUCGGCAGCACACAGCCUGGGGGACAGAAGAGGCAGCACGUGCCAGGAACAAGAACGAUUCUGGCGCUGAUGUUUGGGGCACAUCCUCAUCCAGCAUUCCUUCUACUGGCCCCCAACCAAACGCCAAUCCUAGUCCUCCAUCCAUACCAGAGUCAGCAGGGAAGAGCCAUGACUCCUGCCCCAGCACUGCAGCUAACUCUGGCUGGGGAACCAUCCAGCCUGCCCCCAACCAGCCCGGAGGCUCUGGAUGGGGAGAGCCCCCCACCAACAAGAAACCCACCAACGGCCCCAGUGGAGGCUGGGGCAACCCACCUUCGCAGGCAGGAGGCCCUGGGUCCAGCCUGCCCAAGAAUGGGCAAUCCUGGGGCACAGAUGAGAAGUCUCCCAGCUGGGACAACCACAACAGCAAGGCCAAACCCCAGGGCUGGGGCGACGGGCCCAAAGCCCCCCACAACUGGGGCAAAGGAGGGGACGGAGGCUCCGGGGGAGACUGGGGAGACCCUGGGGACAGCAAGAAGUGCAGCCCGACCAACUCAGCUUGGGAAGGAGAAAGAGGAGGCUGGAAGGAGAGUGGUCAUAACUGGGGAGGAAAGCCUGCCCCAGUGGCAAGUGGAGGACCAGGCAUGGUUGGAGGAGGAGGAGGAGGAGGAGGAGGAGGAGGAGGCGGCGGCUGGGGUGAACCACAGCGCUCAAGCGGCCCUACCCAAAGCUGGGGCAGUAAGCCUCAGGAAGGAAGCAACGGCAGCACCAGCGUAGGAGGUGGAGGAGCACGCUUGGGCUCAUGGGGCGGCCCCCCCUCUGUGAAGCAGUCUGGCUCAGGUUGGGCUGGAGGUGGUGGUGGUGGUGGAGGAGGUGGUGGUGGUGGUGGAGGAGGUGGUGGUGCUGGUGGUGGAGGUGGUGGAGGUGGUGGAGGUGGAGGGGGUGGUGGCAAUGGGGGAGGCAUGAAGCAGGGACGCUCUGGGGAGUCCACUGGCUGGGAGGAGCCCUCCCCACCUUCCAUCCGGCGCAAGAUGGAGAUUGACGACGGUACCUCAGCUUGGGGAGACCCGAGCACUCACAACAAGACGGUCAACCUCUGGGACAAGAACAAUCCUGGGGCACAGGGCAAGCCUGGCCCCACAGGGGGCAACAGUGGCAGCAGCAGUAGCAGCAGCAGCAGCAGCAGCGGCAGUGGCAACAACAACAACCCCUCCACUGGCAGCACCCACCUCCUCCACAACCCCCACCACGGCCCACCUCCCAUAUCUAACCUGAGCCACAACCAUAACCACAGCCACAGCCACAACCACAGCCACGGCCACAGCCAUGGCCCGGGCAAUAAUAACAACAGCGGCAGCUCACCCGAUGGUGGUGGUGGCCCUCACCAACCCGGACCAGCGCACAGCAGAGCACCUCUCAUGACUCCAGGCUGGGGGGAGAUGUCCAACGUCCAUUCUAAACCUGAGCCUUCCUGGGGGGAGACGGCGCCCCCUCCAGUCUCGGUGGACAAUGGCACCUCAGCCUGGGGCAAGCCCACGGGGAGCUGUGGAGGCUGGGGGGACAAUGGCCCCGAGGUCUACAGCCGGGGCAACCCACCCCCCGGACCAGCACCCUGCAAGCCAGCCCCUAAAUCUAUGCAAGACGGCUGGGGUGGUGGAGGGGAGGAGCUGGGCAUGUCUGCGAACCAAUGGGAGUCCGAGGAAGGGGACAUGUGGAACAACAGCGCCAACCAGGAGAGCAACUCCUGCAACUCCUGGGGCAACGCACCCAAGAAGGGACCACCGAAGGCGAGGGUUCCCAGCAAGCCAGACGAGACCUGGAUCAUGAAUCGCCUCAUCAAACAGCUGACUGACAUGGGCUUCCCGAGAGACCCUGCGGAGGAGGCUCUGAAAAGCAACAACAUGAAUCUGGAUCAGGCCAUGAGCGCCCUGCUGGAGAAGAAGACUGAACUGGACAAGCGGGGGAUGGGGAUCUCUGACUACAACAACGGCCUCGUCACCAAACAGAUGGGCUGCAGGCCUCCGCUCAUCUCCAAAGACUCCUCAGAUCGCAGCCCCCUCUGUGACAAGGAUGGCGGCCUGGUGGAAGACACCCAGACCUCACCGUUUCUGCCUUCUCCCAGCCUGAAGCUCCCGCUGGCCAGCCCCGCCAUCCCCAGCCAGGCCCUGGGGGUCGCCAUGCAAAACUUGAACAACAGACAGAUGCAGAGUGGAAUGUUUGUGAGUAGUGGAGUAGCUCAAGCAGCACGGGCCAUGCAGCAGCAGCAGCAGCAGCAGCAGCAGCAGCCUCCUCCUCCUCAGCCGUCAGUGCCGCCUCUCAGCUCCUCCCAGCCUAGUCUACGCGCUCAAGUGCCUCAGUUUCUCUCCCCUCAGGUUCAAGCACAGCUCUUACAGUUUGCAGCAAAAAACAUUGGACUCAACCCUGCACUUUUAACCUCACCAAUAAACCCUCAACAUAUGACCCUGUUGAACCAACUGUACCAGCUGCAGCUGGCAUACCAACGUUUACAGAUACAGCAGCAGAUGUUGCAGGCACAGCGCAAUGUUUCCGGCCCCAUCAGACAGCAAGAGCAACAAGUUGCACGUACAAUCAAUAACAUGCAGCAGCAGAUUCAGCAGCACCAGAGGCAGCUGGCCCAGGCUCUGGUCAUGAAGCAGCAGCAGCAUCAGCCCCCCCAUCCACCCCAGCCUCCCCUGCACCCUGGCCUGCACCCCAGCUCCGGCAAAUCAGCCCUGGACAACUACCCAGGCCAGCCCCAGGCUCCAGGCCUCUCUGACCUGCAGACCAAAGAGACCCAGUCUUCAGUCAACUCCUACAGCCCUUACUCACUCCCAGCCGGACUGAACCCCAACAUGAAUGUAGAGUGCAUGGAGAUGGGAGGCCUGUCCCUGAAGGAGCCGCCGCAGCCCCAGUCCCGCCUGUCACAGUGGACGCACCCCAACUCCAUGGACAGCCUCUCGGGGGGCUCCUCGCCCACGGACACCAGCCUCAGCAAACACGGUGCCAUAACUGCUGUCUCCAGUCUGGGUCACCCGGGGAAGCCUCCUCUGGACGACUCGUACAGCCCCUACAAUCUCAUGCCCGGCUCAGACUCGCCCACCAGCCCUCUGGUGCAACACGAGAGCUGGGCGCCAGGCAAGAGUGCUAGCGACAAGAUCUCCAAUGGGACCGGUGUCAGCUGGCCUCCUGAAUUCUGCCCUGGUGUGCCAUGGAAAGGACUGCAAAACAUUGACCCCGAGAAUGACCCCAACAUGACCCCAGGAAGUGUUCCCAGUGGACCCACCAUCAACACCAACAUCCACGACGUCAACCGCUACCUGCUCAGAGACCGGAGUGGAGGUAGGAGAGGAGAGAGCGAGAGCAAGCUGUCAGACAUGAAGUCCACCUGGUCUCCAGGGCCCAUCUCGCACCCUCAGCCCUCUCUGUCCCACGAGCUCUGGAAGGUUCCACAGGGCCCGCGGAGCACCGGUGUUGCCCCAACACGCCCCCCGCCAGGCCUCACCAGCCACAGCAAGCCCUCGUCCACCUGGGGGGGCAACUCCCUGGGCCUGGCUGCCCCUGGAUGGGGCACCUCGUACUCCUCAGGUACGCCACGAGGCACCACCUGGAGCACUGACAGCUCCAGUAGAACCAGCAGCUGGCUGGUGCUGAGGAACCUCACGCCUCAGAUUGACGGCUCCACCCUGCGAACGCUGUGCAUGCAGCACGGGCCGCUCCUCACCUUCCACCUGAACCUGACGCAGGGGAACGCCGUGGUGCGCUACAGCUCCAAAGAGGAGGCCGCAAAAGCCCAGAAGUCCCUGCACAUGUGUGUGCUGGGUAACACCACCAUUCUGGCGGAGUUUGCCGGCGAGGAGGAGGUGAACCGCUUCUUUGCACAGGGCCAGACGCACACGCCCACCACCAGCUGGCAGGCCAACCAGCCCUCGGCCAAUCAGACACGCAUGGGCAUGGCCAGCUCCUCCCACAGCGGCAUGUGCCACUGGACCAGCGGCAGUCUGGGAGGAGGAGGAGGAGGCGCAGGGACUGCUGGGAAGAUGGGGGGAGAGCUGCUGUGGGGGGGUGUGCCACAUUACUCCAGCCUGUGGGGGCCCCCCGGGGGGGAGGACGGGAGGGUGGUGGGUAGUCCCACCCAGAUCAACACGCUGCUUCCUGGAGACCUGCUGAGUGGAGAGUCCAUGUAAGGGAACGGAGGGACAGACAGACGGACGGACAAGGAGCCCAAGGCUGCCUGCCACCUUCCUCAGUCCUGCUCCACCCAACCCCACCCUACCCAACCCUACCCACACCACACCACUGCCCUUUGGGAAUACCGUUUGUGGAGGCGAAGGGUAGUAUCUUUGAAGUUACAUAUGAAAAAGAAUAAGACAAAUAAAUAAACCAUUACAUACAGGAGCAAAAACCAAGCAAAUGUUGUGGUGAUAAUCAGCGUCAGUGGAACGGUAAGACGGGCGACAGGAGGCGGAGGCAAUACAUGUUGUAGAGGCUGCUGACAUUUGUUCUACUUCUUUUGACUUUUCAGUUCUUGUUUUGUCAUUUCAUUGGAUUCCUGUUUGGGUUUUCUUGUGACUUUUUUUUAUUUUGGUAUGUUUUUGGUCCCAGUGUUCUAUUAGACUUUGAGAAACCAGUUACAGAUACAAAGGAAAGGAGAAACUUUUUAACAGACUGAAACUCUUUCUGGGGAGUUGAGUACUGCAACGUGGGUGUGUAUGGUUUUUGUGUGUUAUAAUGUAUAUUUUUGACUACAACUGAUAACAAGAGCUGCCAUUUUGAGAAAUGAAACCAGAAGUCUCCCCCACCUCCUAAAAAGAAACACACACACACACACACACACUCACACACACACUUCCGCCCUCUUUCCUUCACCCUCUCUGGCCCUGACCCGCUACGUAAAGCAUCAUUCCAAACCCAACCAAGCCGCGGAACCAGAUUCAGCACCUUCUCGGACCUGUCCCCACUGGUUUGGCGCUUCCGUCUCGCAGCACUUAAACUAGCCUUAACUGUCCCCUAUCCACCCCUACCCCCACCCCUCCCCAGUGGACCUGCCAGUGACGAAUGAUGAUCAAUGGGGGUGAGGAGGGGUACGUGACGCUACCAGAGAUGGGCCAAACCUCAUCAGCAGAGCAAGGGGAAAGUCCCCCCUCCCCCGUGACCUGACCUUGGGCCCAGGGUGGGUCCCUCACACACAUCCACCCUGAUCCCCCGCCAGCCUUACUGGGGGUGAUGGCUGUCCUUAUCACAAUAGUCUGGCAGUGGGUCUGAGUGUUCAGGGGCCAAGGGUGUGUGUGCGGGUGUGUGUGUGUGUGUGUGUGUGAGGGAGAGAGAGAGAUAUGAUCAACCACUGCUCCAUAUUACUUUCAGGAACGCUUUGAUUUCUCUGAUGCUGCACAGCUGUUCUGUUCUGUUUUGUUUUGUUUCAUUUUGUUGAUGAAGUGGACUACUGCAAACGACUCCGAUUUAGUUGCUUCUAUUCCUGCCAACCCAUCAACUUCAAAAGGAUGACUGGAGCGUCUCUGGGAGGCCGACCUUCCUCGGCAACCACAGCCUCCUCCGUCCAUCGAUGCACCACUGGAACACCGCUAAUGCCAGUCCGUUUCCAGGAGAACCAGGACCAGCACGGCAUCACCCCAACCCAACCCAACCCAACAUCAACCUAAGCCUUGUCCUUCUCUACCCUGAAGGUCAGCUCACUGGUUCCAGAUUCUGGUGGAUGGAAUAAACUAAGCACUUCAACCACACUGACGUCCUUAACCCCCCCCCAUCACGAUCCAGUCAUGCUCACCCAGCAGAGACUUCACACAGGCCCCCUGAGGGCUUCAUACCAAAUAAGAGGGGGUGAUCAUCCCCCUUUUGCUGACUAGACAAGGUGCAUUUUUUUUUUUCAUUAUUCCCAUCACGCUUAUUUGUUUUGGGCAUACCAGGUACAAAACAAAAUGUACGCUAACAAAAGACAGAAGGAGGGGAAGGAGGUUGUACCUAUAGCACUUAGUGUUGAGAGCCAAGCUCUACUGUCAAAUGCCAACUAAAUCAGUGGAGAGGCAAACACUGAAAAAGGAAUGAAAAAAAAAAAGCAAUCGAGCUGCCUCUCCACAUCCUCUUUGAGGCUGGUCGAGGACUUUUAAAAAAAGGGGGCAGAAAAACUCCCCUUUUCUAUUUUUGCUUUUUGUCCUUUCUUGGUCUCAGACCACAAAAGCACGAAGGUGUUUUUUUUUGUUUUUUCAGACAAAAAAACCCUAGCAAAACAAGGAGAAGAUAAAAAAACAAAGACUGAAAAAAAUAUGAGUGAUGUUCAGACAGGUGAUUUACUUUGAGUUGUUUUGGUCUUUUGAAAUUAUCAAAGUUUAAAAUAUAUAUUAUAUGUAUAUUUAUAUAUAUAUUAAACUUUGAUAAAUAUAUAUAUCACUGUUGGAGUGCUCUGCAGUCUGGGAAAGCCUUUUCUAAGGACGUGGGCUCUCUGCCAAGCCUGUAUGACGAGAGUGGCCAUCGAGUGCCUAUCUGCUGUGGAGCCCGCGGCCAGCCACGCCGGACUCUGCCACUCUGCUCUCUGCUAGCGCGCCCUCACCCACCACACCCUCCAACAGCCAUCCAGUCUGGACCUCUGCAACACACACACACACACACACACAAACACACUGGUCGGGGUCAGUCCUCAAACCUGGCAGAGAGCAGCUCUCUAAGAACUGGCCAAUCAGGUACUACUGUGCCAGCACUCGACCUCAGCUCAAAGACUUGACUCGUACAUUUACUCGCUCUUCUCAUGCAAAGAUCACUUUAGCUGGAGGUGGACAGAUCUGGAGUGGUUUAUGUUUUGUUUUUUUGUCUCACUUCUUUGUCCUUUAAAUAAUCGCCAGUGUUUUUUUUUUUUUUUUUUUCGUGGGUCAAGAUUGCUGUUAUUCUUCUCAUGGAUUUUGAGAAAUCGAUCUCUGUUUCCUUGUCGGUAUCUUUGUGUGUUGGACCGAUUGUGUAUGCGUGCUUUGUCCAUGCAGUGGUCUUCAAAGUAGCUGCUCACCAGCCCCUCUCCCUGGCUUCUUGCUGUGUCUACACACACACACACACACACACACACACACACACACACACACACACACACACACACAGAAACACUUUGGCGAGAGAUGCAACCGCAGUACUGCGCAACUGCUAACCUUAACCCACAGAAUCAAUACUACAUAUUUGAACGUUGUCUCAUUUUUGUGACACUUUUUUUUUUUUCUUCUCCUCACUGAUUGACAGAGAUUCUUGGAGCAGACCCUGGUAAAAUGUGGAAGGUUUUUGUGUGUGUUUGUUUGUUUGUUUAGAUCAGCUUUGUUCUGUUUUUGUUUGUUUGUUUGUUUUUGAAAGGUGACUGAUGGUAGUGGUGAUGAGGAGUGGCCCUCAGCCUGUCGCCUCACUCCUCUCCUCCUGUGGUGCUUUCUCUCACCACGCCCACACUGGUAGUCCGUGUGAGUGAGUAGACAUGGCUCAUGACCGUUAUCCACACUUCACUCCACCCAACCCCACCCCAACCACGACCAACCACCAGUGCUUUUCUCCUGUUAUGAAAUUAAAACACGUCAUUCGCACAACUGCAGCACUUACUUCUAUGCAAAGGCCGAGAGGUGAAUGUUCUAUGUUCAAGCCUAAUCUUAAUCCUAAUCCAAACAACUGGCUCAGAAGCCAAGCAAGUAGCUCAUUCCUUAAUCCACAGAUGCCCUCAGUACGAUCAAAAUUCCCAUCCUGCAAUGCGCAGACUCAGUGAAGAAGUAAAUCGUUUUAGGUGUGACUUCCUGUGUUUUUACCCACACUGUGUGUUGUGGCUUUCGUGGGCCCCCAGAGCACACCAACAGUCUAACCUGUGGUGGAAACGGUCGUUAAGGCUAUGGAAACAUCUAGAAGCACAGCAGCGCAAGAAUGAAGCAGGAAAGCCAUCAGAACCGCUCGCCUCCUUGAGGUCUUAAGAGAUCUAUGGCAGAGCCAGAGAGUAUGGGCCCAAAAUGCCACUGUCUGCUGUCCUACUGGAUGAGGUGGGCCAGUGAGUGGAGGAGAGGCAGUGCGUCGGGGUGACGGGCUGUGGACAGCCCACAGGCGAGGAGCGAUUGGUCCCAGUUAUCAAAGUCCCUGGGACCAGCCAAACUAAACAGGGAUUCCAGAAUGCUGAGGUGCACUGUAGAUGCUCACGUCGGGUACAUCUUUCUUUAAACCAAAAAGGAGUUUCUCGCUCUCUUUCUUUUUUUCUUUUUUUUAAUGUUAGCACUUUUUAUGUCUACUGUCAACAAGUGUUUUAGCAUGUGUUAAGUCUCAGUGCUAGCUGAAGUGGUUCUCUCCAAAGGGCCUUCGUUUACCCCCACAGAGCAACUAGCACAGAAGGGUCAAUGGUGCUCAGAUGCGUUACACAAUGUUACAUUUCCACGGAGCAGGAAGACAUCUCAGUCGGUCUUAAAAAGAAGGAGGAAGAACUAUGUUGUUUCCUUUUUUUUUUUCAUUGAUAUUAACUCAUGAGUGACAUUAGCAACAAUCACUAUUGCCUCUUCUCUAAAACUGCCUUGAUUCUAGACUGAACACGAGGCCUCAGACUGUCCAUGAAAAGGUUUUUGCGGUGGUGGUGGUGGGGGCAAUAUUUCAGGCACCCUGAAUUCCAAACUGCUGCACCAGCACUGAGAGGCACCAUCCUCUCCUUCCUCUCUUCCUUUCUCUCCUUCCUCUCUGCAGCUAGCCGAACACAAAUGGCCAACCAGCUACCAUUGUCCGCAUGGAAUCAUAGACUCCCACCCAGCCACCCCUUCUUUUUUUCCCCCAGUGGCACAGACUCCAGUAGCUGGAGAAACGCCUGCUUCUCAAUCACAUGUGGAGCGGGGGUGGAGGGAGGCCAGUCAGUCCUGUGCCUCUGCCUCCGCCUUCACAGGGGCCAAUAUGCACACACUGGCUUAUAUACAUAAAUCUCUUAAAUGUAUGGGAGCAUGGGACACAAGGUUUGUCUUCUUACAGGAAUCUUCUUCCAAGGCCCCCCCCCCCCUGUUUUAAUCACCCGUUCUCCAACUCUUUGUCCCAGUCUACAUUUCCCCCCCCAAAAAAAAUAAGUCAGAAGAUCUCAAACAUAUCAAUAUGAUACAAAUUAUAGAAAAUAAUUACCAAUACUUGAAUGAAAAAGAAGCGCCAAUAAUUAAAUGUGAAAUCUUUUUGUAAUAGUUUUGUCUCAUUCAUACACUUCCAAGUUUUUUGAUAUCGGUUCAAAAUGACAAAAGAACUUUUAUGAAAAAAAAAGUGGCAAAAUGACAUCUGUUUAAUGUGAGUGUUUGCACAAGGUUGUGGGUACUGUAUGCAGGGUGAGCGUGAUCGUAUGCAUACAUGUAUGCAUGUGCGUUCCAAGAAAGGGGUUCAGACGCGUGCUUGCGAUUUACAGCGGGCUCCCGCUUAUUUUUUUUUAUUCAGUGUCUCGUAGUUUUUAGGGUUUCCUUCAUUUUUGCGCUCAUGAAAAACAAAAUCUCUAUAUUCUGAUGUAUAUUGUUGUUGUUAUUAGCUUCUAGCGUUGCACUGACUGUCGGCUGACCCUCGUUCAGCUAAUUGUACACCAUGAAAUGACAAACAUACUGAGGGGAGGCGGUGACAAUUCACGUGUAAAUGUUUACUCGAGGUCUUCACAAGAUACAAAAAACAAGUGUGUUUUUCUCUUUGUUAUUAUUAAAUAUGUACUAUGUUAUAUCUACCUUUUAGUGGCUUUUAUUGUGGAAUAAUGUAAGAAACAUUUUUAAGGUCAGCAGUUAAUGAGUAUUGCACCAUUUUUUUCUCCAGAUUAUUAAAAGAAAAAUGUUGAAAACACAAAAAAAAGAUAAAAUGAUAAAAACUGUUUAAAAAAAAAAAAGACUUGAUGAACUGUGGCCAUAGAUGGACAUACAGAAGUAGAACUUGAGGCUCCUCCUCUCUAUCGCAGAGAAGGUCAAGAGGUCAACUGGAGGCGACUGCAGGACUCAUUUCAGAGGUGCCUACCUUUUGUAGUGUGUUUUCUAGCUUUAUUUUCAGAUGGUUCUUUCCAUUUUUUUCCCUCUUUUGUUGUCCAGUCAAAGUGUUCGUCAUGUUUCCCCCCCCCUCAUUUUGUCCUACUCUUUGCCAGGCCAUCCACAAUGCAUUUACAAGCAUUUUUUUUCUUGCUGAAGUUAAAUGAGAAGAAUUCUACAAAUGGGAUUGUCAGGUUGAAAACAAAGACUUUCAACAGCGACGUGGAUAAGAUGAAAAUAUGAAACGCGUAGACCAUAUGAAGAUUAUUUUGCUAAUUUUAUAAGCUCUGGGACUGAUCAGUGUUGUGUCUGUAUUUCAUGUAUGAAUUUGUGUGUUGUCAUUUCUUUUCUGACUGACAGAGCCUGUACAUGUCUGUGUAUGGUAUGUUUUGUUCAUGUUCUUUGUCAAACAAAGGCAUUGUUGCUCACCAUCUUGCACACUCAGAAGAAGUAGGAGAAGAAGAAGAAAAAAAAGUGGACAUCUCAGGAUGGCUAGGGAUCCCGAGCACCACCCCCAUGCCAUUUUAAUGUUCCUUUUUUUUGAGAACAAACGAAAAGGACGACAAAAAUUGUAAGCACUGAGGGUUAUGAAUUUCAGAAGCAGCAGCAGCAGAUAAAGUUAAUCGUCUCCGAAUAAAUCCGUAGCAGAUACAGUACAUAUUUACCAAAUAAUGAACUCUAAAAGAAAAAGAUGAGUGCUUUAUAUAUAUAUAUCUAAGAUAUCUAUAUAUGGGGGAAAAAAUUGCUUUACAUUUUAAAUGAUCAAGGAUUUUUUGAUUGUGAAAUGGAUGGCAAAAUGAACACACGAGUUUGCUGGAUGUUUGCCAUCUCUUGUAUUUUCAUACUAUGAGGUCCCCUCCUGUCAAAAGGCAGGAGUCUUGUGCAUUAUAAUGUCUGUCUGUCUGUCUGUUCUCCCACACCCUCCCUGUCAUGGCGGGUAUGAAGCGACUAAGGAGAGGAGAAACACUGAAGGGUGUCUGCAUCAACAUGGACUAUUGUUUGGAACGAGAGGACAUGAGAAGCUGGUUGUUAAGGAUCAUGAUCUAUGCACAAGUCGUUGGGGUAAGGGAGAGCGUCUUGGGCUUUCUCUAUUAGGGUGUUGCACUUCACCUCUGGAUCCUCUCCCGACCCCCUUCCAGAAUAAAUCCUUCUUUCAACAACCCCCCAAAUCCCUUUUUCUCCCUCUUUUCUCAAUCUUGUGUUUCAUCACCAUGCUAUGUAUUCCUACACCAAUGUACAUCUCAUUGGAACAGAACACUGGGUUUUUAAUGUAGCCCGUCUAAGAAAACAAAAAAAAACCGAUGAGUUUUAAGGGUAUCUGUGUACUUUUUCUUUCUUCUACAGGAAUCAUGGGUGGGGUUUAGGGCAAAAAAGGGUGGCUAUUUUCUGCUCUUUUUGUUUUAAAAUGUCAAGGAAAAUGUCUACUGAGAUUUUCAAAGGAUGAGGAGUCAGUGGCUUUUAACUGUUUUUAGUUCUUUCUUUCUCUCUGUCCUCCUAGAAUGUGAUUGUUGAUGACAUGCAGCAGAAAAAAAAAUGUUUUCUUGAACUAUCGAGCUUAUUACAAACAGUUAAUAAAUUGCAUUUUUUUCUUGGCCAAAAA